AUGGUACAUGUACUUUUAAUGGCUCAGACCUUGGAACCCCCCGACUCUGAAAGCCGAAAUACCGUUUGUUCCUCACCUGGGCGAAAACCUGGAGGCAGAGAGCUUCCAGAAAACAGAAGAAUGAUUGCUUUGAACUUCUACAAAUUGCGAACAACCUGGCGGAUGCCGCUAGCCGCUCGCGGAACCUUGCAGACUGGAACCAUGUUGUCGGAAGAGGGUAUCUUAAAGAAAUCCGGUCUUCCUUUGGGGCUUGUCGUGGAGACUGAGAGGUUGUUCACAACCUCCUAUAUGGCUGGCUUUUUCUCCGUUACCACCGAUGUUCAGGAGGAAACCGGGAGAAACAUGUCCCGCCACGUUCCCCGGCUGGGACUAUUGCUGGAGUUGGUUAACCUCGAUGGAACAGGACAAUUCAGAAUGCCCGGGCAAUCAUCUUUGAUAGCAUGUCGUAAUCCUCAUGCCGCCAAAAAUAAUGUAGAAUUGAACAGGAGCAGAAAUAGAAGACGGAGAAGCAUUGCCCGAAACCUGGAAGUACGGUAUGCAAAAGGAGAUACAGGCAUGAAUAUGGAUCCCUUGCGGGGUGGGAAGAAGGCAGGACGCGCGGGACUCGCUCCCCGCGCCGGUCUUACUACGGGUACGGAGGGCUCGCUGGUGGACACCAACGGGCUCUCGGGUCUUGGCCAAAAUCUUACACACUAA
Colletotrichum godetiae is the source of this 696-nucleotide messenger RNA. RefSeq lists its product as uncharacterized. NCBI's taxonomy places the organism in Eukaryota, Fungi, Ascomycota, Sordariomycetes, Glomerellales, Glomerellaceae. The coding region runs from base 1 to 696 and encodes 231 amino acids. The record is from RefSeq and is a predicted model, not a curated record. The transcript is spliced from 6 exons.